Ilyonectria robusta is the source of this 285-nucleotide messenger RNA. RefSeq lists its product as uncharacterized. Bases 1 to 285 code for a protein of 94 amino acids. Lineage: Eukaryota; Fungi; Ascomycota; Sordariomycetes; Hypocreales; Nectriaceae. The transcript is spliced from 2 exons. The record is from RefSeq and is a predicted model, not a curated record.
AUGUCCAGCUUCUAUGGCGAAGAGAUUGCUCGUAUCCGAAAGAGUGUUGGCCCUACCGCCCAGCUAAUCGAAGCCGUGUGUGAAAUUAUUAUUCCGGAUGCGUGCCCUUCUAAUGCCCCUCUUCAACUGACUGGGGAUCCCGCGCAGCUCGUCAACAACGGUGCCAUGCGUCUUAAUGAGUGUAAACAGGUCAAGGAGACUCUUGCCCAGCAUUUGGGCAUCUCUCUGACGGUCGUCGACGCAACCGAUCGCUCUGCGACUAACGACACUUCCGCAAACAUUUAG